Aspergillus piperis CBS 112811 is the source of this 2204-nucleotide messenger RNA. Its product is annotated as Zn(II)2Cys6 transcription factor. The transcript is spliced from 2 exons. The record is from RefSeq and is a predicted model, not a curated record. Gene Ontology annotation, biological process: regulation of DNA-templated transcription. NCBI's taxonomy places the organism in Eukaryota, Fungi, Ascomycota, Eurotiomycetes, Eurotiales, Aspergillaceae. Bases 302 to 1990 code for a protein of 562 amino acids. Gene Ontology annotation, molecular function: DNA-binding transcription factor activity, RNA polymerase II-specific; zinc ion binding.
CGAAGAGACAAAGAUGAGAGCAAGAGCACUUCUGUACAAGUGGGUCCUGAGCAACCAAUCUGAAUGGAAAGUUUACGAGCGGGCCAAUGAGAGGCAGGGUUAGCGGGUCGGCCUCAAGGCAGCGGGGCAGCCUGUCAGCAACUCAUCAUCCUUGUCCUAUCUCAUUCUUGAUAACUCUUACUUUCUUUUGCCGCUAAGACUUUUCCUCGCCUAAGCCUGUGAUUAACAUGCAUAGUGGCAAGCUUUUUCAUAAGUACCAAGGCACCCCCGCGAACAGUCGAACCAGUUGCUGAGCGCUGAAAUGGAAUCCGAGAAGAAGCGCCGUGCGAGCAAGCCUAAAGUCAAAUCCGGCUGUCGGACAUGCAAAAUUCGUCGAGUCAAAUGCGACGAGGGUCGACCGGCGUGCAAGAGGUGCGUGUCCACCGGCCGCGUUUGCGAUGGCUAUGGAAUUUGGAGCGAGGGAAGGAAAACCACCUAUGGCGGUAGUUCUGGCGCACCGAGGGUUUUCCAGUCCCUCCUGUCUAGUUACAAUGCACCGGUACCAGUUCCCCAUGCCGCAUGUGCUGAACAGAAAUGCGUGGAAUGGUUCAUCGAAUGUACUAUUUUUAAGAUCGGCGGAGUGUUUUCUUCCCAGUUCUGGGGCAGGACAGUUGUUCAAGCACUUUCUCAAGAGCCAGCAGUGCGACAUGCUGUUAUGGCAUUGGCUUCUACGCAUAAAUAUAGGGCUCAGAGGAGCGACAAGGAUACUACAAUGGCGAGCCAGCUAAGCGAGCAUGAGAAGUUCACUCUUCAACACUACAACAAAGCUAUUGGCUGUCUCCAUGCUGAAAUAAGACGCCACAGCCAACGACCGCAGAGUGUGAUAGUUGCCCUCAUUACUUGCAUGGUAUUCGUGACUCUCGAACUGAUGCGAGGCCAAUACCGAAUGAGUCAUGCUCAUCUACAGCACGGGCUGAAACUGGUGAAGGAGAUUCAGAAACUCUCCGGAACCUCUAAGACCGGAAAGAUUAUGAUAAGGACUUCGUCGCAAACAAAUGAGGAUGAUGUUAUCGAGGCCUUUAGCAGACUGGGAGUGCACUAUGCUCUGCUUGGACAUGGGACAAAAUACUCGAACCUUGACUAUGACAUCCAACCUCGUCAUUUACCGUACAAAUUUGAGUCAAUUGAACAAGCAAGACAAUAUCUGGAUGUUCUCUUAGCAAAAGCACAGUGUCUGGUGGAAUUGGUUCGUCACAUCGAGACGGGCAUGUGUGUCGCGACUCGGGGCUACGAGCAAUAUCUUGAGUCUCAAUGGCGCCUGGAAAAGGACUUGGAAAUAUGGCUUGAUGUUUAUAGAUCGUCACUUGAUGGAUUUUCAGCUCAAGAUUUGAUCAAAGAUACCUUGGCUACAAGGUUACUCGGGAUGUACCAUACCAUGGCCUCGAUCAUGGUCAGGACCUGCAUUCCAUGGGACGACGACACGGCAUUCGACCUACAAACCGACAGAUUCAUGUCCAUUAUCCGUGAGGCAAUCGACAUGUGCCAAGCCCUCAGAACCGCAUAUCCAGAUUUUCCCAUGAGUGGAUCUCUCAAUUGCCCGCUGGGAAUGGCAUUUACGAUAGACAUUGGCUUCAUCCAACCAUUAUAUUACACUGCAAUCAAGUGCCGGAUUCCCCAGAUCCGACGACACGCGAUCGGCUUGCUUCGAUUGGCACCUCACCGUGAAGGCAUAUGGAAUGGCGCCCUUACUGCCAGAAUUGCAGAGGAGGUAGUUGCAUAUGAAGAGUCGAAUAUCGACACAAGCUGUACAGUUGGAAAAAGCUUGGAUCUCCUCAGCCUGCCAGAAGCGGGUAGUUCAAUUACAAUCCUGCCUUCUCUGUGCCGCAUCUCAGAUGUUCAUGUCGAAUUGCCCGAUGAGAACACAGGAGAGGCUACCGUGACAUUCUGGCAGCGUGACGACGGUAGAAGCUGGAAGGUUGGCGAGAGAAAAUUCCAGACGGAGGAUCCAUAAGCAAAUCUCAACCCCUGGAGCCUGUCCCUUUUCUUUUGAAAUUGACUGUCCAGAGUGAUUAUGACAUCAUGACACACCGGCAUUUCAGCCAAUCACAAUCAACGUGAUAAAAUCUUACCGAUCAUCAACAAAGAAAAUGUAAUGAUCGACUGACUCGUGCACAGCACCAGCGGCGCAGGGUGGAACGGUUGGAAUGUGAAGCUCAGCCACUAUC